Molecule: messenger RNA, 681 nt
Organism: Peronospora matthiolae
Lineage: Eukaryota; Oomycota; Peronosporomycetes; Peronosporales; Peronosporaceae
Source: the annotation of a GenBank genome assembly
AUGUACGAAGGGAUUGACAACCUGAAAUCCCUUUACGACCGUUCCGGGAAGACUUUCUCCAGCGGUCCUUCUGCGGCACAGGAUGUGCCGCGUCGUAUUGCUCGUACAGACCCAGUACGUCAACCAUCAGCUGGGAGCGGGGCUCCCAAGAAUCCCACGACGGGGGAUAGCCGCGCCACCGGACGAGAUAACUCGUCCGACGUCCGUUCACGUCGCGGUGGUUCAACAGCUGCUCAAGUAGAUAGCGCUGGCCAACGCGAGAUUCCUCUUAUGGAGGAGGAGGGAAAACGCUUUCCAAACUGUCGUGGGGAGGAGGAGGGAAAUCGCUCUCCAAACUGUCGUGGGGAAGCGUGCGUUCCCGAAAGCUUCUUUGAUCGCGUAACGCAAAGGUUACGCGGUGAUCUCGAACAUGAGCGGGACAGGCGUCUCCAAAUGGGGGACACUGUCUUGAAGCAUCGAGCUGAGUUUGCCUUUGCUCAGCUUGAGAACGAGAGAUCUCUGACAUCUCUUCGUGACGAGCUAAGGGUAGCUCGUGGGAUUGUUGAUCGGUCUCGGGAUGAAAUAGAUGCUCUUCAGACCCUUGUCGACGCCCACCACCGGCAACACAAGGCUCGCUGUGAGAUGCUUGAGCGCAAGAGCGUUCUUCAUCGGAAGAAGCAGCGUACUGAUGGUACGGCUUAA